GAAAUUUAUAUUAUAAAGUACACACAUUUUACUAACUACCUAUUUAUUUUGUUUAGACCCACGUGAAUCACCUAAAUAAUUUAAAAAACAAAGCACUAAACCCUAACUAAUAAUGAAGCUAUUUGCUAUAAAAACGUUGUGCUGCGCAUACCUCUUAAAUUCUUGCACCAAAACUAAUUCAGCACUAAUUAAGAUCAUGGCUUCACUCUCCCUAACACACCCGCUGGUAAUAACCAGUACUUCAAUAUGUGCACCAACUAUUCGAACCGGCCCAUUUCCCACCAACAAUAUUAAUCAAGCUAGCUUUGUACGUAGAAUUAUUUCAUGCAAAGCCAGUACUACUCCAUCCGAGGGCAGUAGUAGCAAAUUUGAUAGGAGAGACAUGCUGAUAGGUCUUGGAGGACUGUACGGGGUAGCUGGCCUUGCCUCAAAUCCAUUGGCCUCCGCAACCCCAGUUGUAGCACCUGACUUAUCAAAAUGCCACAACCUGAAAGAUCCGCCCCUACAUCCACCCUUAGAUCCAGCUGACGUCAAGUGUUGCGCCCCAUUCUCCGAUAAGAUUAUUGACUUCAGACCAUCUCGGCCUAGCCGAAAAUUACGUAUUCGCCCCGCGGCUCAGUGGCUGGACCAUGAAGAGAUAGCCAAGUACAAGAAAGCCGUAGAGCUCAUGAAAGCACUCCCUCAGGACGAUCCGAGAAGUUUCAUUCAACAAGCCAAAGUUCAUUGUGCUUACUGUAAUGGCGCUUACGAUCAAGUCAACUUUCCUAGAGAGUACAUUCAAGUUCACGACUCCUGGCUCUUCUUUCCUUUCCACCGUUGGUACUUGUACUUUUAUGAGAAAAUCUUGGGGAGCUUAAUCAACGAUCCCACUUUCGCUUUACCAUUCUGGAACUGGGAUGACCCUUCUGGCUACAAGAUACCAUCCAUAUUCGUCGACCCUACCUCUUCGCUUUACGAUGAGAACCGAAACCAAACUCACUUGCCUCCAGCCUUAGUCGACCUUGACUACACAGAAAAAGAAGUUGGCCACGACAUACCCACAACCGAAGCAGAGCAAACUAAAACCAAUCUAAAAGUCAUGUAUCGAUCCAUGGUCUCUGGAGCCAAAAAUCCAACGCUAUUUUUCGGCAACCCUUAUCGGACUGGUACUCCCCCAAAUCCUGGAGCAGGUACCGUCGAGAACGUUCCACAUAGUCCUGUUCAUAUAUGGACCGGGGAUAACAGACGGUCUAAUGGAGAAGACAUGGGACACUUCUACUCUGCUGGACGAGAUUCCGUCUUUUACAGUCACCAUGCUAACGUUGACCGAAUGUGGAACAUCUGGAAAUCUCUCCCGGGACCCAAAAGAGUGGAUAUAUCUGACCCAGACUAUCUCAACUCCACCUUCGUCUUCUACGACGAGAAUGCUCAGUUGGUUCGCGUUAGGGUCGGAGACUCACUGGACAGUAGAAAAUCAGGUUACGUUUAUGAAGAUGUUCAUAUUCCGUGGCUUAAGUCAAAGCCUAGAGCUACUAAGUCAAAGAUCGUUAAACUGUUGAAAAAGCACGGUAUUACACGUGCUGCAGAUGUUAAUAUAACGCCGCUUAGCCAAUUCCCGAUAACGUUGGAUAAGACGGUGACGACAGUGGUGCCGAGGCCAAAGAAAUCGAGAAGCAAGUUCGAGAAGGAGGAUGAAGAGGAGGUUUUGGUAAUUCAAGACUUUGCUAAUAACGUGGCCGUCAAGUUUGACGUUUACAUUAACGACUAGGAUGACGAAGCUAUUAGCGGUCCUGAGAAGUCUGAAUUUGCUGGGAGUUUCGCUACGGUGCCACAUAACCCUGAAGGUGGUCAUAACAUCAAGACGGAGCUGAAUUUGGGGAUAUCUGAGCUUUUGGAGGAUAUCGGAGCUGAUGAUGAUGAUAAGGUCAUAGUUACUUUGGUUCCCAAGAGUGGUUUGGGCAAAGUUAAGAUUGAUGGCAUCAAGAUUGAUUUCAUUUCUUGA
Molecule: messenger RNA, 1981 nt
Organism: Cannabis sativa
Lineage: Eukaryota; Viridiplantae; Streptophyta; Magnoliopsida; Rosales; Cannabaceae
Product: polyphenol oxidase I, chloroplastic
Biological process (GO): pigment biosynthetic process
Molecular function (GO): catechol oxidase activity
Source: RefSeq, a predicted model, not a curated record